AUGGCGGCCAGAUGGGCGUUUUCCGACCUGACGAGCGGCUGGGCAGAGAACAACCAGGGGCGAGCAGACAACGAGAUCGACCUGCACGGACUGCAUGUGCGUAAGGCGCUCGACCACGUGGAGCAGGCGAUUACUGCCGCGCGUGAGAGCGGCAAGGCGGAGCUGAACUUCAUUGUCGGCCAGGGUAGACACUCGGUGAAUGGCGUUGCGAAGAUCAAGCUCGCCGUCGAGGAUUGGCUGCGAAAGCAGGACAUAGCCUAUGUUCCUGGACCGGGGAACCCCGGACUCCUCAUUGUCACUCUGAUCCGCUGGAAGAUGUGUAUGCUGGCCUGUGUCAAGCCUUUGCUCUGUGCGGAUGUCGUUGACCUGGGAUUGGAGGUUUGGGCUUAUGCUGUCACGCCCCAUGACGAAUGCUGUCAGGUCCUGAGUAUUGCGCUCGUUUGCUUUGUAUUCGACGAGAAGCGUACGAAACGUGCCGUCGGUGGUCACUACUGUGUGCACUGGGCGUAUGUCCACGUACAGGGUUCGAAAUUGGAAGCGGAGGCUGAAGCCUGGAGAGCACGAUCACCUGCUAUACACGCCUUGCGCUAUGAAUUCUAUAUCUACUGCGCCCAUCGCGAUCGCUCGACUGGCCUCUCGUCCCCUCCCUCUCCCUCUGCCUGCGCCUCGGCGGUGCCCACAACAAUGGACCUCCUUACCUUCUGCGUUGUCGCGGCCGCGGCCGCCCUCGUCUACGCCCUCUUCACUAGUGAAUGUAACGGGGCUCAGCGGCCCGGACCCCAGCGCCCGUCGUACGGGGCGACAUUGAGUGCGCCUCAGUAUACUGACCCUCAGCCACACCAGGCGAUUCGGUCGACUCCAUCAUAUGUAGCGGCGCAGGCCACGGACCCGACUCCAUCGCGCCCAGCGGUGCAGCCAACUGCGUCAGAUCAGCCAUACCAGGCGGCCCCGCCAAUACAGGCAUACCAGACAACGCAGUCUGCUUCGACGUCGACGUACCCAUAUCAGCCGUAUUCGUCCAUCCAGCCUCCUCAGCCAGCCCAGAGCCCAUGGGCUAGUCCGCAGACCAGGCCUGGUGAGCAGGCGCCGUUGUUGUCUGCAGUUAAUGCGCCUCCGCGACAGACAUACGCGCAGGUGGUCAACCCCAAGCCCCAGCGCCGCGACCCGCCCUCGUUCAGCGUCCCCGCCGCACGUCCCGUUCUCCCGAAUAUCACCGUGUGCGCGUCCGCGGCCCCGGACUCGGACGACAAUGCUGACGACAGCGAUGGCAGCAGCAUCUCGGACAUAGAGUCCGUCACCCAGCUUCGCCUGCAAUACGAGAAUCCUCAAGCGCUGCGCGAUCUUGCGCGCACCUCGGGCGACCAGCAGCGAGUGUACGCGAAGCGAAGCCGGGCGUGUGCGCGGCGGGACCGCGGGCUGGCUAAGGAGUUCACCAAGACUGCGAAGGCACAUGCGCGCAAGGCGAAGCGCUACAACGCGAGGGCGGCUAAGUGGGUGUAUGCUGAGAACAACAAGCGGCGCAGGAGCAACACGGUCGAUCUGCACGGCUUGUAUGUGGCCGAGGCGCUCGAGUAUGCACAACGGGCCAUCGGGGCAGCGCGCGAGAGUGGUCAGGCAAAGCUGAGCCUCAUUGUCGGCCAGGGUCAACAUUCGGAGAACGGCGUGGCGAAGAUCAAGCCUGCGCUCGAGGGGUGGCUGCAGAAGCAGGGUACAGCCUAUAAGCCCGACGAGCAAAACCCCGGGAGGCUCCUUAUCACCCUGGAUGCCUGA
Messenger RNA from Postia placenta MAD-698-R-SB12, 1770 nucleotides. RefSeq lists its product as hypothetical. The record is from RefSeq and is a predicted model, not a curated record. The transcript is spliced from 12 exons. NCBI's taxonomy places the organism in Eukaryota, Fungi, Basidiomycota, Agaricomycetes, Polyporales, Adustoporiaceae. Bases 1 to 1770 code for a protein of 589 amino acids.